Molecule: messenger RNA, 1932 nt
Organism: Ornithorhynchus anatinus (platypus)
Lineage: Eukaryota; Metazoa; Chordata; Mammalia; Monotremata; Ornithorhynchidae
Gene: SRC
Product: SRC proto-oncogene, non-receptor tyrosine kinase
Exons: 14
Coding region: 154-1806 (550 amino acids)
Biological process (GO): bone resorption; negative regulation of intrinsic apoptotic signaling pathway; negative regulation of extrinsic apoptotic signaling pathway
Cellular component (GO): extrinsic component of cytoplasmic side of plasma membrane
Molecular function (GO): ATP binding; growth factor receptor binding; non-membrane spanning protein tyrosine kinase activity
Source: RefSeq, a predicted model, not a curated record
GCGGCGGAUCCGGGAUCCGAACCCGUGACCUCUGACUCCCAAGCCCCGGCUCUUGCCACCGAGUCCCGCCGCUUCUGCUUCCCGGUCCCCCCAGCGUCGCCGCCAGCACCAGUCCGGUACUACGGAGAAGCGGCGUGGCCUCAGGCGCGGACCAUGGGGAGCAGCAAGAGCAAGCCCAGAGAGCCGGCCCAGCGGCGCCGCAGCAGCCUGGAGGUGCCCGACGGGGCCCACCCCGCCCCCGCCGCCGCCGCCGCCCCCGGGCAGCCCGCCGGCCACGACCCCCAGCGCGCCCCCAACCCGGCCUUCGGCGCCGGCGCGCCCGAGUCCAAGCUCUUCGGCGGCUUCGACGCCUCGGACGCGGUCGCGUCCCCGCAGCGGGCCGGGCCGCUGGCAGGGGGAGUGACCACCUUCGUGGCCCUGUACGACUACGAGUCCCGGACGGAGACGGACCUGUCCUUCCGCAAAGGGGAGCGGCUGCAGAUCGUCAACAGCACGAGGAAAGUGGACGUCAGCAACACCUGGUUCAAAUUCAGAUGGCUCCAAAGGGAGGGAGACUGGUGGCUGGCCCACUCGCUCACCAGCGGGGAGACGGGCUACAUCCCCAGCAACUACGUGGCCCCGUCCGACUCCAUCCAGGCCGAGGAGUGGUUCUUCGGCAAGAUAACGAGGCGAGAGUCCGAGCGUCUUCUGCUCAAUCCCAGCAACCCCCGGGGCACCUUCCUGGUGCGGGAGAGCGAGACCACCAAAGGUGCCUUCUGCCUUUCCGUCUCCGACUUCGACAACGCCAAGGGGCUGAACGUGAAGCACUACAAGAUCCGCAAGCUGGACAGCGGCGGCUUCUACAUCACCUCGCGCACGCAGUUCAGUAGCCUGCAGCAGCUCGUCGGCUACUACUCCAAGCACGCGGACGGCCUGUGCUACCGGCUCGCCGGCGUCUGCCCGACGGCCAAGCCGCAGACCCAGGGCCUGGCCAAGGACGCCUGGGAGAUUCCCCGCGAGUCCCUGCGCCUCGAGGUCAAGCUGGGCCAGGGCUGCUUCGGGGAGGUGUGGAUGGGGACGUGGAACGGGACCACGCGCGUGGCCAUCAAGACGCUGAAGCCCGGCACCAUGUCGCCGGAGGCCUUCCUGCAAGAGGCGCAGGUGAUGAAGAAACUGAGGCACGAGAAGCUGGUGCAGCUGUACGCCGUGGUGUCCGAGGAGCCCAUCUACAUCGUCACCGAGUACAUGAACAAGGGCAGCCUGCUGGACUUCCUCAAGGGGGACAUGGGCAAGUACCUGCGGUUGCCCCAGCUGGUGGACAUGGCGGCUCAGAUCUCGUCCGGCAUGGCCUACGUGGAGCGGAUGAACUACGUCCACCGCGACCUGCGGGCCGCCAACAUCCUGGUCGGCGAGAACCUCGUGUGCAAGGUGGCCGACUUCGGGCUGGCGCGGCUCAUCGAGGAUAACGAGUACACGGCCCGGCAAGGGGCCAAGUUCCCGAUCAAGUGGACGGCGCCGGAGGCGGCCCUGUACGGCCGCUUCACCAUCAAGUCGGACGUGUGGUCCUUCGGCAUCCUGCUGACCGAGCUGACCACCAAGGGCAGAGUCCCUUACCCGGGGAUGGUCAACCGGGAGGUGCUGGACCAGGUGGAGAGAGGGUACCGCAUGCCCUGCCCGCCCGAGUGCCCGGAGUCGCUGCACGAGCUCAUGGGGCAGUGCUGGCGGCCGGACCCCGAGGAGCGGCCCACCUUCGAGUACCUGCAGUCCUUCCUGGAGGACUACUUCACCGCCACCGAGCCCCAGUACCAGCCCGGCGAGAACCUAUAGCCCCCCGCCCCGCGCCGGACCCCCGCCGCCCCGUCUCGGGGGCACCGGGGGUGAGAUUCGGGGAGCGGCCCCCUCCCCGCGCCGGGCCGCCCCGUCUCGGGGCGCGGGGGCGGCGAGAGGCGGUGA